UCCGGAAGUAUCGCCGUGGCUGCCGGAAGAAGGUAGAACGGCCCGGAAGUAAACAUUACUGGCUUGCCUCGGUCGCUGCUGGGUGGUUCUGAAGUAGUCUGUGGCGGAACUGGGAAGCCAGUUCAUCAUGUCUGCAGCCACUGUGGACACGGCUAAUGCCACACCCCUGUCGGGGUCCAAAGAGAUGAGUUUGGAGGAACCGAAGAAGAUGACCAGAGAAGACUGGAGGAAGAAGAAGGAGCUAGAAGAACAGCGAAAACUGGGGAAUGCUCCUGCAGAAGUUGAUGAAGAAGGAAAAGAUAUCAACCCUCAUAUUCCUCAGUAUAUUUCUUCAGUGCCAUGGUAUAUUGAUCCAUCAAAAAGACCCACUUUAAAGCAUCAAAGACCACAGCCAGAGAAGCAAAAGCAGUUCAGUUCAUCUGGGGAAUGGUACAAGAGGGGCGUAAAGGAGAAUUCCAUAACUACUAAGUACCGCAAAGGAGCCUGUGAAAAUUGUGGAGCCAUGACACAUAAAAAGAAAGACUGCUUUGAGAGGCCAAGGCGAGUUGGAGCCAAAUUCACAGGCACAAAUAUAGCUCCAGAUGAACACAUCCAGCCUCAGCUGAUGUUCGACUAUGAUGGGAAGAGAGAUCGGUGGAAUGGCUACAACCCAGAAGAGCACAUGAAAAUUGUGGAGGAGUAUGCCAAGGUUGAUCUGGCAAAACGAACAUUGAAAGCCCAGAAACUGCAAGAAGAAUUGGCCUCAGGAAAAUUAAUGGAACAAGCCAAUUCUCCAAAACACCAGUGGGGAGAAGAGGAACCAAAUUCUCAGAUGGAAAAGGAUCAUAACAGUGAAGACGAGGACGAAGAUAAGUACGCAGAUGAUAUUGACAUGCCUGGGCAGAAUUUUGACUCAAAGAGACGCAUCACUGUCCGGAAUCUCAGGAUUCGAGAAGAUAUCGCAAAAUAUUUGAGAAAUUUAGAUCCAAAUUCUGCCUAUUAUGAUCCAAAAACUAGAGCGAUGAGAGAAAAUCCUUAUGCCAAUGCGGGGAAAAAUCCAGAUGAAGUGAGUUAUGCUGGAGAUAACUUCGUUAGAUACACAGGAGAUACCAUUUCAAUGGCUCAAACACAGUUGUUUGCUUGGGAAGCCUAUGACAAGGGAUCUGAAGUGCAUCUCCAGGCAGAUCCUACAAAACUAGAGCUGCUAUACAAGUCCUUCAAAGUAAAAAAAGAAGACUUCAAAGAGCAGCAAAAAGAAAGCAUCCUAGAAAAGUACGGUGGCCAAGAACACUUGGAUGCCCCUCCAGCUGAGCUGCUCUUAGCCCAGACGGAGGACUAUGUGGAGUACUCCAGACAUGGAACUGUCAUUAAAGGCCAGGAGAGGGCUGUCGCCUGCUCCAAGUAUGAGGAGGAUGUGAAGAUCCAUAACCACACGCAUAUCUGGGGAUCUUACUGGAAAGAAGGCCGAUGGGGAUACAAAUGUUGUCACUCUUUUUUCAAGUAUUCCUAUUGUACUGGAGAAGCUGGGAAGGAGACUGUUAAUUCAGAGGAAUGUAUUCUAAAUGAUGCCACCGGAGAAGAAUCUGUGAAGAAGCCUCAAACCCUCAUGGAGAUGCAUCAGGAAAAACUCAAAGAAGAGAAGAAGAAGAAGAAAAAGAAAAAGAAACACCGAAAGAGCAGCUCGGACAGUGAUGACGAAGAAAAGAAACACGAGAAACUGAAAAAGGCACUGAAUGCAGAGGAGGCACGCCUUCUUCAUGUUAAAGAGAUCAUGCAGAUCGAUGAGAGGAAGCGGCCUUACAACAGCAUAUAUGAAACUCGGGAGCCCACUGAGGAGGAAAUGGAGGCCUACAGAAUGAAGCGGCAGAGGCCAGAUGACCCCAUGGCCUCUUUCCUUGGACAGUAGUACCUUGUCAUAGACAUGGUACCCGGCAGACAGCAGCCUGUUCUCAGCCUCUUGCUCUAGUGAUACGUAGAAAGCCUUUGUCCUUCUUGCCACCCACCUUUAAUAAAACUUUCAGAAGUCUCAAAAUCAUUGUAUUCAACAUGAAAGAAACAAAAAAGGAGGAAAGGGCCUAUAAUAGAGGAUUGAGGUUAAAAAUCAUCCAGUUUUAGUCAGUGAUUUGGAAAGAGACUUUGGCUCUCUACCUGUGAUUCCAGCAUUUGAGAGACUGAGGCAAGAGGGUCAAGAGCUGGAGGUCAUGCUUGGUACACCUGCAGUCCCAGCUCCUACGAGGAUGAAGCAGAGCCACCUUAGCGGUCCAGCAGGUUGGAGAGCAGCCUGCAUAACAUGAGACUUUGUCUCAAAACAAAGUGAGUUCCAGGCUAUCUCUAGCUGUCAGAAAAAAAGUCUUCUAUUUAUCCUGUAUGUAGGUCUCCUACUUCUUCAGUUUUCCUGGCCUUCUACCUAGCAGUAGCACACAUAUUAAGAUAGAUUCCGCUCUUAAAAAAAAAAAGCUUCACUUUCUUAAACUAGUAAUUCCAGUAGUAAUUUAACUAAUAAUUUAACUCUAUGAUUACACUUAGAGUAUUUGGUUUUGCCUUUUAGGAUUUUCUUGAUUUGAAACAUUCUACCUUAGUCUGUGUCACUGAAAGGAAAUCUGUAGAACUUAUAAGUAUCUCCCCUGAUCUGAGAUAAUCCGUUUUUCAUUUGGUUGUUAGAUGUUGGAUUUUAAUGUAUUUUUCUAUCUUACAUCCAGACUGUUAGCCUUCGUAUAGAAAAUCAAGUAUUUUCUCAUCCUUGGCACAGCAUUGCCUGAUCACCACUGGUCUUUUACCUUGCUGAACAUGAACUUUUAGACAUAGAAAUCCUUUCUUUUAUCAUAAAAGAUGCAGUUUUUAUUAUUUAUCAUUUUAAUUGUGAUUUAUGUAACAAUCAUAACAUUAAACUCUAUGAGAUCGAAAACAUCUAUUUACCUUGUCUUCAUAGCCAGCAAAUACUACUUUAUAAAACUUAGAGAGCAAACAAUCCUGAAGUUGAAGGUCCUUCAAAGAAUUCUAAGGAUGGCUUUGUAGGGAUCUUAACAGCUGAUAUUGCUGUGAUCCUCAAGCCUUGCCUAAGAAUAUUAUGAAGACAACACCAAUAGAGUAUGAGCAGAGAACAGCUGAUAACAGCCCGUGAUGGCAGAAGACAUUGAAUCAAUUGCCUUCCAAAAACCACUUCUAGGAUACUAUGUGAAGUCAGCAUCUCAGAAAUGGUGGAAGGAAAGCAGCAGAACCCAUGAUCAAAUAAUUGUAUUCCUAGCAUCACCAUUCCGACUAAUGAGAUUAAAGCUGCAAAGCAGGCCUGAGUGAUAGCUCAGUUGGUGAAGUGCUUGCCUUGCAACAUAACUCAAGUUUGAGCCCCAGGACCCACAGCUUAAAAAGCCAGGUGUAGUGGUCUGUGCUUGAAUCCCAGUGCUAGGGAGGCAGAGACAGACAAGAUCCCUGGGGCUUACUGGCCAGCCAGCCUAGCCAAAUCAGCCAGUUCCAGACCAAGGAGAGAGAAAAAGGUAAACAGCAAAUAAGAAACAAGACUUGAAGUUGUUCUCUGACCUCUACACACAAGUGCACCUGUUCCUACACAGGCACACAGAAUGGUAAUGUAAAUAAAUCUGAUUUUUCUUUAAAAUGUCAAAUUUGUGUUUUUCUAUUCCUACCCUAACAUAGGAUGAUUCAGUACAAAGUCUAACAUUGGCAUCUUGUUUUGUAUAUUUUGUUAAUGAACAUGCAAUUGAGAAUAUUUAA
Messenger RNA from Nannospalax galili (Upper Galilee mountains blind mole rat), 3705 nucleotides. It is a transcript of the gene Slu7, whose product is annotated as SLU7 homolog, splicing factor. Gene Ontology annotation, biological process: mRNA splicing, via spliceosome. The transcript has 16 exons. The coding region runs from base 128 to 1885 and encodes 585 amino acids. Lineage: Eukaryota; Metazoa; Chordata; Mammalia; Rodentia; Spalacidae. Gene Ontology annotation, molecular function: pre-mRNA 3'-splice site binding. Gene Ontology annotation, cellular component: spliceosomal complex. The record is from RefSeq and is a predicted model, not a curated record.